UCGCUCUGCCCUUCUCAGUUGUCACCGCCCACAAUCCCCGUCCCCGGCAUCGCCGAACGGUCACAUCAGUCGGCCACGGGCGCACGGGCGCGGCGUGAGCCAAAACAAAACCCAACCCCCACCGCCGCGGGGCAAGAAGGACCAGGCGGCGGGCGAGCAGGAGGGGAGGAAUGGCGGGCGCGGCGGGGCGGAAGAAGCGGGUGGGCCGCUACGAGGUGGGCCGGACCAUCGGCCAGGGCACCUUCGCCAAGGUCAAGUUCGCCGUCGACGCCGACACCGGCGCGGCCGUCGCCAUGAAGGUGCUCGACAAGGAGACCAUCUUCACCCACCGCAUGCUCCACCAGAUCAAAAGGGAAAUAUCAAUCAUGAAGAUUGUUAGACAUCCCAACAUAGUAAGGCUUAAUGAGGUGUUGGCUGGAAAGACAAAGAUAUACAUAAUCUUGGAACUUGUCACUGGAGGUGAACUGUUUGAUAAAAUAGCCCGCCAUGGGAAGCUACGUGAGAAUGAAGCCAGGAAGUAUUUCCAGCAGCUUAUUGAUGCCAUUGAUUAUUGCCACAGCAAAGGAGUUUAUCAUAGGGAUUUGAAGCCUGAAAAUCUGCUUCUUGACUCACGUGGAAACUUAAAAGUUUCUGAUUUUGGACUUAGCACACUGUCUCAGAAUGGAGUAGGCCUCCUUCACACGACAUGUGGAACUCCAAAUUAUGUUGCUCCUGAGGUGCUAGGUAGCAAUGGAUAUGCCGGAUCUGCAGCAGACAUUUGGUCAUGUGGUGUCAUUCUUUAUGUUUUAAUGGCUGGUUACCUUCCCUUUGAGGAGAAUGACCUUCCAAGUUUGUAUGAAAAGAUAACUGCAGCUCAAUACUCAUGCCCAUAUUGGUUCUCUCCAGGAGCCAAGUCAUUGAUCCAGAGAAUACUUGAUCCAAAUCCAAGAACUCGUAUCACUAUUGAAGAAAUAAGAGCAGACCCAUGGUUUGGGAAGAACUAUGUAGCUAUUAGACGUGGUGAAGAUGAAAAUGUCAGCCUGGAUGAUGUUCAAGCUGUUUUUGACAAUAUUGAGGACAAGUAUGUAUCUGAGGAAGUAACUCACAAGGAUGGUGGUCCUCUUAUGAUGAAUGCCUUUGAGAUGAUUACACUAUCUCAAGGUUUGGAUCUCUCAGCAUUGUUUGAUAGGCAACAGGAGUUUGUCAAGCGCCAAACACGUUUUGUCUCAAGAAAACCAGCCAAGACUAUAGUAGCUACAAUUGAAGUUGUUGCUGAGUCAAUGGGUCUCAAGGUCCACUCCCAGAAUUACAAGCUGCGGCUUGAAGGUGCAGCAUCAAACAGAAUGAGCCAAUUCGCUGUUGUUCUAGAGGUUUUUGAAGUUGCCCCUUCUCUGUUCAUGGUUGAUGUUCGAAAGGUUGCUGGUGAUACUCUGGAAUACCACAGGUUUUACAAGAACCUAUGCAGCAAACUUGACAGCAUAAUCUGGAGGCCAACCGAAGUUUCUGCGAAAUCUACGCUGCUGAGGACGACCACAUGCUAGCCCAAGCACUGAGCUACUGAUGGAGUGACACCAGCUGCUGAGGAAGACCACUUGCUGGGUCACUGUAGUGGCACCAACAAGAGACGUGAUUCCUAGCCGUCAGAAGAGGGGGAGCUUCUGUUAAAUCUAGCAUUGCUCGUGGACCUGGGAUUCGUGAUGGUUUUUGCAGCUGCUUUCGCAGGCGAUGUAUGUACCAUAGUUGAGUCUUUAUUAGAUCAGACGAGGCGGCUUACAACACUAGUUGUUUGUAUAUUUGUAGUAAUGGUAUUGGAGAUAGUCUGUAUAGCUCCAGUUGUGCAGCUGUAUGUAGCAGGAACCUGAAUGUCAGGUCGAAUCGUUGUUUGCAUCCAGUAAACAAGAUGGCUCAUGUGAUCAACUGAUCAUGCCACCAAAUGCCAGAUCUUGUAAAUAUCUGAAGGACUGAAGGAUGCAACACUCUCUAUAUAGUGACUACAUCUGACAUCUGAGGCAAAUUUCUGCCCCUACACUAUGACAUUUU
Molecule: messenger RNA, 2019 nt
Organism: Sorghum bicolor (sorghum)
Lineage: Eukaryota; Viridiplantae; Streptophyta; Magnoliopsida; Poales; Poaceae
Product: CBL-interacting protein kinase 24
Exons: 14
Coding region: 171-1520 (449 amino acids)
Biological process (GO): protein phosphorylation; signal transduction
Molecular function (GO): ATP binding; protein kinase activity
Source: RefSeq, a predicted model, not a curated record